AAGAUGCAAAUCUUUGUGAAGACCCUGAUGGGCAAGACCAUUGCCCUCGAGGCUGAGCUCAGUGACACCAUCGAGAAUGUCAAGGCCAAGAUCCAAGACAAGGAAGGCAUCUGGCCUGACCAGCAGCAGCUGAUGUUCCUCAGCAAGCAACUGGAGGAUGGCUGCACUCUCUCCGACUACAGCAUCCAGAAAGGUUCCACCCUGCCCCUGGUGCUGUGCCUGCAAGGUGGCAUCAUCAAGCCCUCCCUCUAUCAACAGUACAACUGUGACAAGAUGAUCUGCCCCAAGUCCUAUGCUCAUCUGCACCCCCAUGCUGUGAACUGUUUUAAGAAGUGUGGCCACACCGACAAUCUUCGCUCUAAGAAGGUGGUAGCACAGGCUGAUUUUGAACUCACGAUGGCCCUCCUGCUUCAACCUGCCAAGUUCUGA
Messenger RNA from Jaculus jaculus (lesser Egyptian jerboa), 429 nucleotides. RefSeq names its product ubiquitin-like. Lineage: Eukaryota; Metazoa; Chordata; Mammalia; Rodentia; Dipodidae. Gene Ontology annotation, biological process: modification-dependent protein catabolic process; translation; protein ubiquitination. Bases 4 to 429 code for a protein of 141 amino acids. The record is from RefSeq and is a predicted model, not a curated record. Gene Ontology annotation, molecular function: protein tag activity; ubiquitin protein ligase binding; structural constituent of ribosome. Gene Ontology annotation, cellular component: ribosome; nucleus; cytoplasm. The transcript is spliced from 2 exons.